AUGUCAGAAGAGUUGACUCUCCCUCCUCUCCCUGCUGUGUCUUGGGAUGAGCAGUCCCAAACUUUCAGCAACAACCCCCGGAAACGCGUCCGCAAUGCCGGUUCCAAGCACGCGCCUCCCUCGGGCUUCAACAAUUCAAGUGAUCCCGCCAUAUUCUCUAGUGAUGACGAUCCCGCGUUGGACAACUAUGUAGAAGGCAGGCGAAAGAAGAGAUACAUUGGUUCUUGGUUUCAACAGCAUCCCACUUCUUCCGACUCAACUUUUAGUGAGAUUCACGUUCCUAAGCAGAGGCGCCCAUGGACGCGACAGGCAGACAGUGGUGUCUUCCUGGGCAGCGAUGGCAAUGAGAGCGAGGAUAUGCUCGAACUCGUUCCUGAAAACCCAAAACCCAGACUGCCCCAACUUGAUCGUGUGGUGCGCCGCGUCUCAAGGGCCGAGCAAGUUGCACGCGACAAGGUUCGCACCUGUCUUGAGACGGGCGAAGAGACGGUUGACUUUUGGUCGAUGGGGCUGGAAGAUGUCUCCAACGACACCAUUAGUCCUUUGUCCCAGUUCACCUGCAUUCCCAUCGUCACCAAGGAUGUAGCCUUUGAGCAAAACGACCCGGAGCUCAAGAUCUACAUGGCCCAGAACCGGCUAACAAGGGUUCCUGGUGCCAUCUUCGACUUGACCUACCUCACUAUCCUCAGUCUCCGUCACAACAAACUCACCGAGCUCCCUCCUGGCAUCGGUAAAUUACAGCAUCUCAAGGAGCUCAAUGUGUCACAAAACCGUUUGCGACAUUUACCAGUUGAGCUGCUGGAUCUAUUUACAUCAGAUAGCAAACUCGACACACUUGUUGUUCACCCCAACCCUUUCUGGCAACCAAAUCAAAGCUUGGGGCAGAACGAAGGGAAGCCAAAUAAUGUGCUUCUUUCUCACACAGAAUCAGAACCUUCUUCUGUACCACACUUGGUAAGUCGAGUGUUGGGGAAGUCUCCUUCACAGCUCUCAGAUACUAUGGGACGGGUCGUAUCAGACUUCAAGUUUCCAACAGACCAUCGGGAACUCAUCUUGCCCGUUGAUGAGGGAGAACCCGAGUUUUCACCAUCAGCAUCCGUCUCAUCCAUGACAGAGUCGCAACGUCUCCAAGGGGCAAGCCGCGUUCCGAGUCUUCUGGAGACAGCCCUCCGAGCCUGCUAUUCUACUUCUCAGCUUUCAGAAAUGGCAGUUUACAUCCCUGAGGGUCUUAACCACCUCAGGAGGCUUCUAGAGCGAGCACAGCGACAAAAAGAAGCCGGUGGAUUGACUUGUGCACAUUGUCGGAAGAUGAUGGUUAUUCCGACUGUCGAGUGGGUUGAAUGGCGAGAAGUUCGAACCUGUAAAAAGGUCGACUCAUCUGUCCUGCGGGUGACACCGCUGAGUAUGGCAGAGGGUGAGAGGACCAUUCCAUUUAUCCACCGAGGAUGCUCAUGGCGAUGCGGGCCAGGAGAAUUGGAUAAGAGUAGUUGGAGUCUGCCGAGAGGGAAUCUUGUUUCUGUCACUGAUGAGGAAAAUCAGCAAUCAUGA
Molecule: messenger RNA, 1548 nt
Organism: Fusarium venenatum
Lineage: Eukaryota; Fungi; Ascomycota; Sordariomycetes; Hypocreales; Nectriaceae
Molecular function (GO): protein binding
Source: RefSeq, a predicted model, not a curated record